Molecule: messenger RNA, 2715 nt
Organism: Durio zibethinus
Lineage: Eukaryota; Viridiplantae; Streptophyta; Magnoliopsida; Malvales; Malvaceae
Source: RefSeq, a predicted model, not a curated record
UUUGACAUUAUUCAAAAUUUCAACACGUCAUCCUGUUGUCCAACGUGGUGAGAUCCCGGUGGCUACCGACAACACACAGCCCCUCUGCCCACACUGCUAACUUGCGCCGUCCCCCUGCUCUUCUCUUGACGCCUCGCUUUUCUUGCAUAUAAAUCCCUCUCUACUCUCAGCUCUAAAUCUCAUUGUUGCAUUGGAUUUUCAUAGCAUUUUAGUGCAUUUGUUCAGUUCUAAAGUUCCAGUUUUGUUUUUCGUUUUGGGAUCUGUGGUCUUACUGUGGGUUUCAUUUUAAGCAGAUGAAUUGAGAUUUGGGGUUUCAAAAUUUUCUCUUGCUCGUUUGAUGGUUCGAAAUCAAGUGAGAAAGUUCGGUUUUUUAUGCGGGGAUCUGCUGAUUAGCAUGUGAUUGAACUCUGAUGCGACGCAGCCCACGGGCGUUGGUUCCUUUUGAAGCAAUGGAGAAGGGUUCCCCUAAGUAUCAACCAACCCGGCUCUGUUUUUUAGUUUGUUUAUCAGCUUUUAUCUGGGUUUUGCUUUUGCAUGGCCAUUUUGUACUCCUAGGAGGUGGCCCUACUGUUGAGGAAUCAGUUGAACCAGAACCAGUCAAAUUGGAAUCUCCUUUGGUUAAUGUUGAGUCCAUCUCUGCUCGGGUGUCCAAUGCCCGUGUAGAGAAGGAGAAACCACCACCCGUGCAACCUGUUAGGAAUACAGCUGGUGAAAGGGCGGUGACUUACCCGUUUAUGAGAGCCUUGAGGACGGGGGAAAACAAGAGUGAUCCAUGCCGGGGAAGGUAUAUAUAUGUGCAUAAUCUUCCUCCGAGGUUUAAUGAGGAUAUGCUUAAGGAGUGUAAGAGUUUGAGUCUUUGGACUAAUAUGUGUGAGUUUACCAGUAAUGAAGGGCUUGGUCCACCACUUGAGAAUGUGGAAGGGGUGUUUGAGAAUACUGGGUGGUAUGCCACGAAUCAGUUUGCGGUGGAUGUGAUAUUCAAUAAUCGGAUGAAGCAGUAUGAGUGCUUGACUAAUGAUUCUUCGAUUGCAGCUGCUGUAUUUGUGCCCUUUUAUGCAGGGUUUGAUAUUGCAAGGUAUCUUUGGGGAUAUAAUAUCUCAAGGAGGGAUGCUGCUUCACUUGAUUUGGUUGAUUGGCUGAUGAAGAGGCCUGAGUGGGGUAUAAUGGGAGGCAAGGAUCAUUUUCUGGUGGCUGGGAGGAUUACAUGGGAUUUCAGGAGACUGACUGAUGAGGAAUCUGAUUGGGGCAAUAAGCUUCUUUUUUUCCCUGCUGCAAGGAAUAUGUCGAUGCUUGUGGUUGAGUCAAGCCCCUGGAAUGCGAAUGACUUUGGCAUUCCAUAUCCAACGUACUUCCAUCCUGCAAAGGAUGAGGAAGUGUUUAUCUGGCAAGAUCGGAUGAGAAAUUUGGAGAGAAAGUGGCUAUUCUCCUUUGCUGGUGCGCCACGUCCUGGUAAUCCUAAGUCAAUAAGGGGGCAGAUUAUCGAUCAGUGUAAGAAGUCAAGAGUGUGCAAGUUGUUGGAGUGUGAUUUUGGGGAGAGCAAGUGUCAUUCACCUAGCAGUAUAAUGCAGAUGUUCCAGAGCUCCCUGUUCUGCCUACAACCUCAAGGAGAUUCGUACACACGACGAUCUGCUUUUGACUCAAUGUUGGCUGGAUGCAUUCCUGUCUUCUUUCAUCCUGGCUCAGCGUACACACAGUACACUUGGCAUCUUCCAAAAAAUUAUACUACAUAUUCGGUGUUCAUCCCAGAGGAUGAUAUUCGGAAAAGGAACGUUAGCAUAGAGGAGAGGCUUAGUCAAAUUUCUCCUGAACAAGUGAAGUUCAUGAGAGAGGCAGUCAUAAAUCUAAUUCCUAUGCUUAUAUAUUCAGAUCCUCGCUCUAAAUUGGAGACUCUUCGAGACGCUUUUGAUGUUGCUGUCCAGGCAGUCAUUGACAAAGUUACAAGGUUGAGAAGGAACAUUAUCCAGGGUCGAACAGAAUAUGAUAACUUUGUGGAGGAAAAUAGUUGGAAAUAUGACUUGUUGGAUGAAGGGCAGCGUGAGGUGGGAGCUCAUGAAUGGGAUCCUUUCUUCUCAAAACCAAAGGAUAAGCAGAGAGAUCAAUCUGCUGAAGCUGCUAAAAAUUCUUGGAAGAAUGAGCAGAGAGAUCAAUCAUAACUGGAAGUUGAAGCAGUCUAUGAGUUGAACUCAAGCUUUAAUGCAGUCUCCCGGCCUCAAAACAAGAGUUCCUGUUUUGAGUUGGGUAGAUAGCAGGUAUAACCUUGUAAGGGCCAUCAUGUUCAUCAACUGUAGUUAUUGGCACCAAGCAUAUCAGGCCGAAACGUUGUUUCGAACCAAAACAUGUAUACAUAUUCUCUGCACCAAACACAGUUCAUAUAGAUUUUUCUCCUUUUGAGCUACGAAUUUGCGUAGUGAUUCUUUGUAACGUAUUGUAGCUGAAAUCUUGUCUGUUUAACGUGCCUGUCUUACCAAUGCAUGCACUAAAUAAUAACUAAUAACCAGUUUUUUGCUUCAUUAUGGAGAUUUGGGAAUCAGCUUUUAUGUACUUUCAAUCAUUGUAUUGAAUUCGUUCUGCUGCAAAGCUAUAUAUGUAAACAUUGGCUUACAUGAGUCAAUUAUCUAAUAAUCUUGUAGUAUUUGGUAACCUUUAAUCUGUUGAAACACAUCAAGUAAAUCAGGAACAACUCCAUGUUGUUCUCACUUCUCGUAGAGAUUGUUA